Messenger RNA from Trichophyton benhamiae CBS 112371, 2217 nucleotides. Its product is annotated as microtubule binding protein HOOK3, putative. Lineage: Eukaryota; Fungi; Ascomycota; Eurotiomycetes; Onygenales; Arthrodermataceae. Gene Ontology annotation, biological process: cytoplasmic microtubule organization; cytoskeleton-dependent intracellular transport. Gene Ontology annotation, cellular component: cytoplasm; centrosome. The record is from RefSeq and is a predicted model, not a curated record. Gene Ontology annotation, molecular function: microtubule binding; dynein light intermediate chain binding. The coding region runs from base 1 to 2217 and encodes 738 amino acids. The transcript is spliced from 5 exons.
AUGCCAAACGAACCCGAAACCGCAACGCUCCUUGAAUGGAUCAACAGCUUCCCCCUGGGCACCUCCAUCCAGUCCUCAGACGAUUUAUACGACGGGGUGAUACUCUGGGAGAUCCUGCAAGACAUAGACCCCCACGAGUUCUUGGGUGUUCUUCCAGAGAGCUCGCCUGAAGACCACUGGGUGCUGAGAUGGCAGAAUCUCAAACACUUGCACAAGCUGCUGCUGAACUAUAUACGGAACCGAUAUGACGGAGAGAUACCUGCCGGUCUCUCAACAGACCCCGACCUCAAGUCGAUUGCCGAAACGGCCUCGACAAAGGAGACCAACCGGCUGUUGAAGCUGUUUCUCAUGGCCGCCAUCAGAUCCCCUGGAGCCGAGUCGUACAUAGAGCGAAUGGUACAGCUCUCAACAGCAACACAGGAAGGCUUGAAGGGCAUAAUAGAAGAAGCACAGAACCCCUCACAGGACCGUCUGGACCAGAUAAAUUAUGAGCAGGAUGAAUACAAGGCACGUCGUGACCUGGCCAUGGACCCAGAGCUGCAGUUCGAGGAACGUGUUGGCAAAUUGCUGGUCGAGAACGAUAAGCUAUCAAAUGAGAAGAAGCAGUUGGAGAAAGAUCUGGAAGAGUUUCACCGGAAGGAUGUACGCCUUCGAGAAGCAAACGAGCUGCUGCAGGAUAAACUAAACAUCACAGAAGACCGUCUAGCAAGACUAAAGUCUGGCAAAGCCGACAUUGGACCGAAUUUCAAGGGCUACGAACACCGGACGCAAGAUAUAAUAGCCGCACAAGAAACUAAACUGACGGCUGCCCAAGAUGAAAUCGACAGCUUGCGGAUAUCACUCGAGACUCUCCGUGUUAAAAAUCAAAAGUACCAGACUCUGCAGGACGAAUACGACGAGAUCAAGAUUGAGCGGGACCAGCUGGCUAGAAAAGCCAAUGCCGCUGAAAAAUACAGACAGAAGCUGCAGGCUAGUCAGGACUAUGAGAAAGAAAAUCAGAUUCUGAAGAACAAGGUCAAGGACCUCCAGCAACAUCUGAAAGAAAGCGAUACACUUCAGCGAGUUUCCGCUGCUCGAGAGACCGAGGUUGAGAACUACAGACGACUGGUUGCGCGUGUCGAGCAGGACAGACAUGAGAUUCAAGAUCUGAAGAAGAAGCUGGAAUUCGAUAAUCAUGCUCUUACGGAGAGGUUGCUAGGUGCUGAGGAACAGCGGACACGGGAUGAAGAUACUAUCGGCAGACUGCAGGAGAGGAUACGAGAGCUAGAGGGUCUCGAUAGCAGUCCAGCCUCCCCCAGACCAUCCACUCCUAAACCGCACGGCUCCAGUCUAGAGCGUGAUCUGGAAGAAAGUGGAAAGCGGGAAGCUCAGCUUAAUGCUGAGAACGAGGAGCUCAAGAAGAAGCUUGAAAAUAUCUCAAUUGUUGACAAAGCCGUUACCGAGACACCCGAUGACGAUGAAUCUGAGGCUCCAGGCGAAAGAAAAUGGAAGGAUGAUUUCUAUCAGUGUUCCCUUCAGACUGAUGCCGAGCUCAAAGACGCGCAUCAGCGGUUGCAUGUUGAUUAUACCAUCAUGCGAACAAAGAUCGUCGAACUUGAAGGUUUACUUGAAGCUACUAAGCUUGAGCUCUCCGAUGCCAACAUGAAGUUGAGCCUUGUUAACAAGGAGAAACUCGAAAUGGUGAAGGAAGUAACGGAGGUUAAUUCGGUCGAGCAGACUGCUCUACGAGAGAAAUGUGCCGUGCUGGCUGCCACUGCCCGAACUCUCACCAGCCAGCUUGAAGUUAGGCAGCUCCAGAUGAGCGAAAUAUCUCGUGAGCGAGACAACUUGAGAAACACAUUUAAGCAAUCCGACACCAAGCUUUCUACUGAAGGAGAAGCUUCCCUUGAGGAGAUGAAACAGCUCCUCGAAGAGGCUAAUGCUGUCAGGGUGAACGACACUACAGAUGACGAUAUGACCAAUGAGUUCUUAGAGCGACUUGCAGAAACAACUGAACGCAGUGCAGAACAUCUUGCCAGGAGAGCUGAGAAGAAAGAAGAAAAUCCCACAAUCGAGACAGAGGUUGACCCGAACCAGGUCAAGAGCCUCGUCGAGCUCUGGCAUUGGUCCCUCCUCUUCGCAGGUCUCAUCUAUGCCUAUGACGCUGUUAACCCUGGCGCCUCCCUAAUAUGUUACAUCGGCAUGUUCAUGAACCCCGAGUUGGGAUCUUGUGGCUAA